Molecule: messenger RNA, 2535 nt
Organism: Aspergillus pseudotamarii
Lineage: Eukaryota; Fungi; Ascomycota; Eurotiomycetes; Eurotiales; Aspergillaceae
Product: 2OG-Fe(II) oxygenase
Exons: 4
Coding region: 1-2535 (844 amino acids)
Source: RefSeq, a predicted model, not a curated record
AUGGCCCCAUCGAAUUAUGACGAUGACCACAUUGGCAUUAAAAACGCUCUCAAUUCUGUUCUAGAUAACAUUCGGUCCACAGGAUCAUUUAUGACGAAUGCCAAUAUUCAUACUGCCGUCAACCCUGGCCUCUUCAUUCCAGGUGUGGGAAAGAUUGGGCUUCCUAUAUCAACUGAGCAUGCAAAAGCAAUAAUCCAGUCCUGUCAUCCGAGCCCCUACGGAAUGGGUACUGAGUCCCUGGUAGAUGAAUCAGUACGGAAAGGUUGGCAACUCGACGUAGGUCAGUUUGCUCUCCAGAACCCCAGAUGGCAACAACAGGUUGGAACGUUCGUGGACAAAGCUGUAACUGGUCUUGGCCUUACGGCAAAUGGGCAGGAGGUCAAGGCGGAGCUAUACAAGUUACUUAUCUACCAGGAGGGCGCAUUCUUUCUGCCCCACCGAGAUUCUGAAAAGGCCGAUGGCAUGUUCGGCACGCUCGCUGUAUGUCUCCCAUCGAGACACGAAGGAGGGGAUGUGAUCGUCUCUCAUGGGGGGGACCAGCUCAAGUUUCAAACAGCGCCAACCUCCGAAUUUGGGGUUUCUUGGGCUGCUUGGUAUGCAGAUGUCACUCACGAGGUGAAGCCUGUUACAUCCGGAUAUAGGGUUGUCCUGAUUUACAACUUGAUACAUCGCCCAUCAGCAGCCCUGCUGGAAUCUCGUGGCAGUAGUACAGAGAAUAUUACUCGUCUGCUUGAAUCUUGGGCCUGUGCCGCUGAAGCAGACGCCAUACAAUACUCAGAUGGCUGGAAUAAUCGCAUUGAUGACACUUGCCCACCAGCGCUCAUCUAUGGGGCUGACCAACGUCGUUUUGCAGAACUUCGGGGUGCAUGCCAGAGGGCCGGUUUCGAUAUCUUCCUAGCCAACAUCGAGAAAAAGGACAUGGGUGCAGUUGAAGAUUAUGAUGGUUCUUACUACGGUGACUCUUAUGGCCGGGGAGGUAAUGGCACACACCGUAUUGACUAUCUGAUUGAAUCUAGCCUUAAAUUGUCGCAUGUGGUAGACUCAGAAGACAUUACUGUCGGAAAGAAUCUACCGUUCCCCAAGGAAAUGCUAACCCAAACUGGUGUUUUUGACCGCGAUCCAGAUAAGGAAAACCUUCAAGGCUUCACGGGCAAUGAGGGGGCUUCGGCAACCCACUUUUACCAUGAAUCGGGCGCACUAAUCAUGCCAAAAAAGUUUCGCUUCCUGUUCACGAUCCAGCAGUUGAAACAUGGUCAGGUCGAUGCUAAAAAGCUCCUGGAUGAUUGCCACCGUGCCGUUAUAGAACAACCAAAUGACAUGCUGGCCAAGCAAAGGCUCGUACAGGUCUCCAGGGCGAUUACUCCAGUGAAUAGCUACUAUAGACGUCAUGCCAAGCCGCAAGAAGGGCAAGACAAGAUUCUGCAGAUUGCUCUUGAACUUUCGGAUGUGGAUUUAUUCUGUCGGGCUAUGGAGUGGCUUGAGAGUCAGUCGUUUCCCUCUCGAACCGCCCAAUUUGCCCAAAUUGCGAAGAUUAUCUCACAAAUUGGCAUCGACGCUAUUCGCUCCUCCAUCGUGCCCUUAUUGGAAACCAAGCUGGAUUACACGGCUUAUCUUGUCGCAUUCAUUACAUCGGCUCAUGACUACUCACUUGCUGGGAAAUUUGACAUGGACGAGGCAGAUAGAAUGCUUACCGCGCUUUUCUCAAAGAUUGUGGCAUCUUUCAAGAUUGAAAGCGCGACAAGCUCACGUCCUAAGCAAAGUCCUUACGGAGGGGUCUUCAACUGCGAUCAGCCGAGCAAUACUUUGCGCAUUUCCCCCAGCUUGGUAGUUGAGUUGGUUCAGUUUUCUGAUGCUACAGGCAACGAUGGCAUGGGAAUAAUCCACACCCUUACUGAAUAUGCCUUAGAUGUCAAGGAAGAGACAGAGGAGAGCGCUUUUCAUGACUUCCUAUUUCCAGUAGCGAACGGCAUUUGCGCACACAUUGACGCGACAGGGCGUUCCUCUACAGGAAGUGAACGGCGAUUUAUCAAACAUAUGUUGACCAAAUAUGUGCGUGACUACGUCAAAGAGGCCCCUCCGUCACCACCACCUGAUUGGAAAAAGAAGACGACCAUCCGAUGUAUCUGCUCCAACUGUGCCUCUCUACGCAUGUUCAUCGAUGACCCGUUCAGCACAACGCAGGAUUUCGCUCUUGGGGAACAGCGCAGGAACCAUUUAGAUCAGCAACUUGAUAAGACCUUUUUCACUACAACUACUAUUAGAGCUAACCCGCAAAAACUGCGAGUUGAAAAAACACAAGCUCUGCUUGUUUCCGACUUUAAAGCUUGGGUCGCACGAGUACAGAUCGCGAACUCUGAAUUGGAGCAAUUGUCUCAAAAGGACUGUCUAGAGGAGAUGCUUGGAAAUCAAUAUCACUCAAUCCUUUCCCAUCAUAAUCUCGUACUUCCCGAUGAUCUACCUACAAUGCCCGCACCCCGAGGUCUCAGGAACACGGUCCAUCACACCGUGCCGGCCAAGCGUCCUUUCCGACAUUGA